AUGCUCAUCUGUGCUUGGGGUUUCACCCCACUGCUCAACUGCAAAGGGUCGCAUUGUGAUUGGCUCAUUGGCAGCCAAGCAGGCGUCCCAUUGACCGCCGUUGUUACCGCUUCUAGCUCCACCGCAAGCAAGGAAACCAGAGAGAGCAGACAACGAGAUACGCAGAUGGCGGCUUUCAUAGGGAGCUGGAAGCAGGAGAGCGUUGAUGGACUGGAUGCGGUUCUGAAAAGUCUUGGGGUCAAUUUCUUGAAAAGGAAGGCGGCAGCUGCCCUGCCCCUCACCUUGCACUUCUCCCGCACUGGUGAUGGCUACGGAUUAAUAAUUUCGACUUCGGCACAGUCCUUUGAAACGUCCUUUCAGCCUGACGUUCCUUAUGCGGACAAAAACCCCGACGGCGAGCCUGUACAGGUGAGUGGUCUUUUUUGAGUGAACAGGCCAAAAUGAUGUUUUAACUUCCGUGCCUUCAGACAACCGUGACCAUAAUCGGUGACGAUUUGAUGAAGUGCCAACACGUGGGUGAAAAAACUACUGCACACACAACACGGAAAGUUCAAGGCAACGUUAUGUACGCGGUAAGGAUAUUGAGUGUUUGUGUUGACAAAAGAAUUCUCAUUUUUGUGGUAUGCGAUUGCGGAGGUAGGAUAUGCACCAGAAUUCUUUAAACUCCGACCGAACUCCCUAGAUGUGUUUGCGCUUGGGGGAUGUCCUCAUGUCGUUUAAUGCCGCGCAUGACCUGUGUUAAUUAACGCAUAAUGGCAAUGUUUAUUUUUAUCAGUGAUUAUAACCGUCCCUUAUGAAAGUCGCGCUUAGUGAGAAAAGUCUCGUCUGACUGGUGGUGUUUUGAACUGUUCUCUGAAGCUUUUCGUUGGGAGGACAAUGAAAGAGCUUGAUUUCUAAGGCCAGGUUGUAGAAAUGCGGUGUAUGAGAGUACAUGGGGGUUUCUUUUUUGGAAACUGCAUAAGCUGAGGAAUUUCGGAAAUGUUUGUCUGAGUUCACACGCGGUCUCAUACCCGGACACUUCAAGCUCCAGUCCUGUUCCACGCGAAUGGCAACACUGUGUGGUUGCGGUUUUCGGACAUUGAUCAUUAGAAGUAUUUUGGAAGUUGGGGUAGUCUGAAAAGGAAGCGGGUCUCAAAAAUUUGUUUAGAACAACAGUUUUUCCAAGUUUUCAUAUAAAAGUUUCAAGAAGAGCCAUGUUCCAGUCAACUGUUCGUAGGGAACAAGUCUUAAAAGCUCCUUUGAAACUGAGAUUGUUUCAUACUACGUAAUUCCAGUAAGUAGCAAUUAUUUUGUAAAUUAGGAAUGCAUCCGAUCGUCAGAACUUGUACCGUCAGGACCUGAUCCCUAAGAGAAUGAGGAGUAGGUGGAAACCAGAAGAUGCAGGAUUGUAUUCUUUACAGAAUGAUUAGACAAUGGAUUGGAGAAAGUUGGCAGGCGGAUUAGGGAAAACGUUUGGUGCUCCAGGAUCAGGUGUGUCGAGUGUCAGUAGGCCAUGCGUCAGAGCACCUUCAGCGAGCACGUCCGCGUCGGCCUUGAAGUCGAUUGGUAGGUUUGGAUAAUUGUGAUUGACAGGAGAUAUGACUGCUACUGGUACACUCAAGAGGCGGAGCGUUGCAACAGGCGCUCCGAGUAGGGCCACUGAAUAAGACCUUUAUGCAUAUUUUCGAAGAAAGAAAUAUUAUUUUGUUGAAAUUACACUUCUGCCUAGCAUGAGUGACCGGAAGAUAUCAUUCUCGGGAUGGUGUCUCUAAGUAAAUAGAGUUUAUCUUUCCACCGACUUACUAUCUCUGGAAAUUCGGUUGUGCAUCUCAGAAAGUAUGCGCAACAGUUUAAUUUACUGUGUUAAUUUUUUAAGGAUGCACAGGUGGAUAAUGAUAUUUGUCCCGUAAGCAGCAUCAUAAGAGCUACAGGCAUUGGGCAACGCGAGUGCUGGCUUGCUUGCCUCAAAACCCGUUAGAAUUACAAAAUUUUAGAAGUCCUUCCUUCGAGGACAAAACUAGGAGGGAAUGUAAAGUCUGAAAUGUAGUUUUUGCGUGGUCUUUUGGGCACUAGAAUCAGAUUAUCACAGGAAUAGAGAAUUAGUGGUAGAUCACACAUUGCCUGGGCAGCGACGUUAGUCAAGCGAGAGAUGCAUGAGUAACAUGAAAACUUUCGAUCCAGCGGCUAGCAUACUUAACUUUGCGAACUAGCACGAGAUUGCGCCUACUGCUUAUCCGGAUUGAAAUCGCAUUUAGUUUGCCUAUUUCUCUAUAAAGUGAUAGUUAAAGAUUCCAGUAAGGAUGUUAAACACAAACUGUGCAGCAAACCUUUGUACGGUGACAAUUUGGAUAGUCCAGAUGUCAUGGGAGUAGACUACAGAAAUCGAGAAACACAGCUAUGAUAACCAUUUUGGGUUCGGACGUACGGCAGAGUCUGCAGGGUCAGUAGCCGGUGGAGACAACAAACACAUGCAUCGUAAAAGCAUCUGCUGUGAGCCGAACUCGAGCCUCCAACCCUUGCACAUGGAACGUGUUGCUCAAUAUCUAGGCUGUUGCAGUCAGUUCAAUCACUUCGGCGGACGUUUGUUUCAUUUUAAACGACUGUUCUACCGAGAUUGUGCGGCCAAUGACGUAUACGCAGAAGACAAACAGGUGUACCAUUGAGUUCCGCCGAAAAAUGCUUCCGCACAUCGGGUAUCCAAGGAGUCGACCAGUUACUCGAACAUCUAAAGAUUUACCCUGCGAGUUGAGUGAAGGGACUUGAGAUCGGGAAGGAAUGUUUACAAAGGAGUGGGCGUCUUUGGCUGAAUAGUCGUCAUCAGCCAGUCCAAAGAUUGGACAGGCGAUUUACGUUACGUCCAACGCCCUACCAUCAGACCGUGGACCCCUUGUCUUGUCAGCAGCGAUCGGGAAGAGAGGCGUUCACCGAUCAGGUUGCAGAACAGAAUCUUCCCAUUGGAAUUCAAUCUAGAGUCACCACAGGCAAGUGUACAGUGACCUGUACUGGUUCAGGAGGAAAUACCUAGAAUGACAAGGGAGACUGUGAUAGGUAUAUCUUAGGUCAGACGAACCGGAUUCUCGGGUCAUUUAUUUCACUGUGCUGUCCUUUACAAGCAAACAGGUCGGAAGUGGCGAUCCCCUUAGCUGCUACUCGACGCGACAUGCUUGUACCAUCAUAACAUUGAACUCCGCAAGCGCAAAUGGCAAGUUCCAUCCGCCAAUCAGAUCGAUGAAGUAAUAGUUCCAUGGCACAUAUUACCUCGCCUAGACUUCAUGCAUUCAGAGGUGUUAAUCAGUGGUUAGAUUGUAAAGGCGCGAGGUCAUUCGGAUCUUGUAGUUCAGCCCUGUUCAUCAAUAAUAAGAAAAUUGAUAGAUAACGAACUUUCAUUUGAAGAUAAUCAAUUAUUACAGCAAAAACUGCUUUAGUUAGUAGGGGGUAGAUAGAGGAUUUUUUCUUAACUCUUAAAGACGAAUGGAAAACCAUACCGGCGUGGUCGACGCUUAAGAGUAAUCAGGCGCAGAAGAGAAAUGCGCUUAUCUCACGGACCCGCCGAUAGUUACGCGAUCCAAUUAUCGCGGUUAUUCAGGCGAUUAGAAAGCGCGCGAGCAUCUCAGUGGGCAGCGUCAUCAAUUGGAAGGAACAAACAAAAACGAAAGUUUUGUGCGUGCCAGGUGAGAAGGAAAUAUUAAGCGCCAGACCAUAAAAAUGCCACAAGAAUGAAGAGGAGGGUAUAGCGACUCCGUCUUAAUUGAGAGAACUAGCAUCCUCUAUUUGGUCACAGGCAGAAGUUUGACAUGGUAUACCUAACGACCAUUCAGAGUCUAUUUUGAAUUACACUGUCUAAAAAGGUUAAUAUGUGUUUUGCAGGAAUUUGUCGUGAACGGACUUUCAUGCCGACGGGUCUACAGACGGAUUGAAAGCAAACCAAAAAGCUGA
Spirometra erinaceieuropaei is the source of this 3915-nucleotide messenger RNA. The record is from the annotation of a GenBank genome assembly. Lineage: Eukaryota; Metazoa; Platyhelminthes; Cestoda; Diphyllobothriidea; Diphyllobothriidae.